AUGGAUUCACAGUGGCAGCCAUAUCAGGAUCCCUUAACGGGUCGCCCUGCGCAGUUCAAUAAUGGUUUGACGUCCAAUCCACCACAGCUUGGCCCAAAGUACACCAGUCAACCACAACAGUCACAACCACCAGUGGGGUAUACCUACGAACCUUUUCAAACACCUAGUAUUGCAGCAAAGCCCCCGUCGGCCUCUAUGAACUCGAAAUCCGUAUCUAUGGCGUCGUCUCCGGCUGCGACGCCACGUAGCCGCGAUUAUGUCACCGAUGCCGACACCACAAUGGAAGAUGCGGAUCCGUAUAAUCGGGCGAAGUAUUCAACAAGACCUACCCAUCAUAGCCGGCCUUCUUCCCAAUAUUUCCCCACCGAGGAAUCAUCAGCCGCCCGUAGGUAUUCCCCGAUGAACGCCCUGUCCCCAGCGAUGCCUUACAACACGAGUCCCGGGAAGCCUUCCAACUCGUAUGCUCUUCCUCCUGGGCCAAACCAAUCUCGCCGUUCGCCGACAAGAGUGCCAAACUACUCUUCGCCUCCGCAACCAUUCCAGUCGCCUCCUUCCGGUUCACGCGCCCCGCGGCUCCCCCCUUUGCAGCCCACAGAUAUGAGUCCGGAGCAAUACUAUCCAACGUCGGCAGGAUCUCAACUCAGUGCUCCUUUCGGGCAGGACGGGAGGUCGCCCCGCUCUGCGUCGAUAUCCGGCCCCAGCCAGCAACCUGGUCGGGGCCCGGUUCCAAAGUUUCAAAAGAUAAAGUCGGUUCAGAACUUGAAGCCGCGCGUCAGUGUGCAACCUCCAUUUAGGCGUGCGAAUCCUGAAGGUGGCUUUAUCAGUCCGCUCCAAGCCUUAACGACGCAUCUCCCAUCCACGUACCGGAUUUGUAACCCCGGUUUCAACUAUGAGUCCUCGAGAAAUCCAAGGCGAGUUCUGACGAAACCCAGCAAGGGAGUAAAGAACGAUGGCUACGACAAUGAGGAUAGCGACUACAUUUUGUACGUUAACGACAUUUUGGGAAGCGAGGAAGCCGGCCACAAGAAUCGCUACCUUAUCCUCGAUGUGUUAGGGCAGGGUACCUUUGGACAGGUCGUGAAAUGUCAGAACUUGAAAACGCAGGAAGUUGUAGCUGUCAAAGUGAUCAAGAACAAGACCGCGUACUUUAACCAGAGCAUGAUGGAAGUGUCCGUUUUGGAUUUGCUCAACAGCAGAUAUGAUAAGAAUGAUGACCACCAUCUGCUACGACUCAAGGACACAUUCAUCCACCGACAGCACCUCUGUUUGGUAUUCGAAAUACUCAGUGUCAACCUGUACGAGUUGAUCAAGCAGAACCAAUUUCGAGGCCUGAGCACGACCUUAGUCCGCGUAUUCGCUCAACAACUGCUGAACGCGUUAAGCCUGCUGAAUAAGGCGCAUUUGAUCCAUUGCGACUUGAAACCGGAGAAUAUAUUGCUGAAAAAUCUGGAGAGCCCCAUAAUCAAAGUAAUUGAUUUUGGGUCUGCCUGUGAUGAACGGCAGACGGUCUAUACAUAUAUACAGUCAAGGUUUUACCGGUCUCCUGAGGUCCUCCUUGGAUUGCCAUAUUCCUCGGCGAUUGAUAUGUGGUCAUUAGGUUGCAUCGUUGUUGAGCUCUUCCUUGGUUUGCCGCUCUUCCCGGGAUCGUCAGAAUACAAUCAAGUCUGUCGGAUUGUGGAAAUGCUAGGUCUGCCCCCGACAUGGAUGUUGGAAAUGGGCAAGCAAUCGGGUGAAUUCUUCGAAAAGACCCAGGAUGAAUUUGGAAGAAAGACAUACCGUCUCAAGAGUCUGGAGCAAUUCUCGCGAGAGCAUGGAACGAAAGAGCAGCCGAGCAAGAAGUAUUUCCAGGCGUCGACACUGGAAGAGAUCAUUCGGAGCUACCCGAUGCCGAGGAAGAACAUGAAACAAGCAGAAAUCGAGCGAGAGCUAAACAACCGAGUUGCUUUCAUCGAUUUCGUUCGUGGCUUGCUAUCAAUCAACCCACUGGAGCGGUGGUCCCCGCAGCAAGCUAAACUGCAUCCUUUCAUCACGCAACAGAAAUUUACAGGACCAUUCGUGCCCCCGAUGAAUCUAAAAUACUCAUCUUUGAAUAAAACAGUUGCUCCUGGUAUACAACAGCAACAGCAGGCAGAGGCCGCAAGCAAACAAAGGGCGGCGCAAGCAGCACAUGCUCAGUCGGCUGCACAGAGUGCCUACUCGAUGCAAAUGAACCAGUUCCAUGCACCCACUCAUGCUCAACCUCCCCCUCCCAUGUACAACGGAGUGUUCACGGGCCACCAGCAAGGUGCCCCGCCGCCGUACCCCACCCAGCAGCCUCCGGGUUACGGUCACCAGAUGAACCUUAUACCGGGUCAAAUGCCUCCAUCACAGUACGCACCGUCUCAGAGUCUUUAUGCUCAAGCAACAACAAGAGCUGGCCGGCAACGUGCUUCCACAAUGGACCCUCAGGGUGGCGGAGUUCCACCGACUAUUCAGCGAGUCGCUAGUCAUCUCGAUCCUAACGCACCAAUCCGGUUACAACCUAGUCCGGCAUACUAUCCUCCCCCUGCAGAUGGCUAUGUUGACACUGGCGCUGCGAAUCAACGGCGGCGAGGAAGUCGUACAGGCGGCACACGUAACCGGGACUUCAUUCGAACACUUGAAGACGGCGUACUAGGAGGGGAUGGCUUUAUGGGCCAGAAUCAGUGGCACUAAGCACACAUUUGCUGAAACCAGUUGAGUGGCACCCGUGGGUGCAUUAACAUCUUUAAGUUAGCGAGUGCACUUUUGAUCGGGCAAGUAUAAGCUCCAGAUGCGUGUGUUUAAUGAAUAUGACCGCAGAGCUGCUCCAAAGUGUCGUUCUGU
Molecule: messenger RNA, 2844 nt
Organism: Aspergillus alliaceus
Lineage: Eukaryota; Fungi; Ascomycota; Eurotiomycetes; Eurotiales; Aspergillaceae
Product: putative protein kinase Yak1
Exons: 8
Coding region: 1-2694 (897 amino acids)
Biological process (GO): peptidyl-threonine phosphorylation; peptidyl-serine phosphorylation
Cellular component (GO): cytoplasm; nucleus
Molecular function (GO): protein tyrosine kinase activity; ATP binding; protein serine/threonine kinase activity
Source: RefSeq, a predicted model, not a curated record